UAUGGUAACAGAAUUUUUAUAUUUUCUAUUGGUACCACUGACACUUUUAACCACAAAAUUUUAAAAAUAUUUUCCGUAAAUAAUGAAAUUCCUCUUAGAUUUUAAGGAAAAUCUUUAUUAUUUGUUGUUCCCCACACCAAAAUAUGCCGAAUACAUCUCCGAAGAAGCCCUGGAGGAAAAUAUUGUACGAUAAACAGGACUACCCAGACAACUAUGUUGACCCAGCCGUUUUCUUGAAAGAACUUAAAAGAAACACCCAACUAAAGAAAAUAACACUUUGGGAAGCGUAUCUAGGAGCUAACUUAUUCCUCCAGGAAUUCACUGUUGUCGUACUUUUCCUCAUAAUUUAUUAUUACAUCGUCAGUAAAUUGGUUCGACCAUGGUUCAUACUACACGCUACAAAUAGUGUUAGUUUAGUUGGUUUUCUGUUCUAUCGACUUAAAAAUAGAUGUAAUACCAUAAAGGAGACUGUAGGCCGUGAUGUUCGCACAAUUCUGACUUUUGUAGUGUUUGGACAACUAUUUUCGCCAGUGCUUCACACACUCACAGACACUAUCAGUACGGACACUAUCUAUACAACGACGUUCUUCAUGAUGUUGGUGCAUUUAAUCUUUUUUGACUAUGGUGUCAGUGCGGCACUAGUAUCAAACAGUUUAUCCCUGAGUGCUGCAAUGUUUGCUUCAAUUUGUUUGGCCUCAAGACUGUCUUCGGCAAACGAGGCUUUUGUAUUUUUGACUAUUUCUACGCAGGCCUUUGUCCUGUUUCCUAUACUGAGAAAGCAAAUCGGUAAUUCUGUGAUAUUAACUGUAAUUUUAGUUUUAGCGGAACUGUAUUUCUUACUUGAAAUAUCGUUGUCUAUAUCAGUUUUAUACUUUUUGGCCUUAAUAUUUAUAGAAACUUGUCCAGUUUUAUUUGUAGUUUGUCACAAAUAUAGGGAUAAUAUACAUGGACCCUGGGAUGAAGCAGUUGUUAAUGUAAAAUUUAAAUAAAAUCCAUAUCAAAAAUUUUCUUUAUCUUCCACUUUUUGAAUAUAAAAAUAAACAAUCUAAUGAUCAAUAAAACUACAGAAACAUCUAUUAUACUGAGAGCCAUUUAUUUGGUGACAAAAAAACGAAACUAAAAAUACAGUCAACUUUAAAAAACAAGAGAAAAGAAAAUGAUCAACUCAAAACAUUCUGACAAUAAUGAAUAUAUUUACGGAAAGGCACAAUUAUAUAAAAUUAUUUAAUUAUUAUUAUUAUUGUACAAGUCGAGCCUACUAACUACGAAUUUUGCGUUGGUGGUGGUGAUCUUGCGAGCAGCUCGUACAAGACAUCGACAUCCUGUGAUUGAUAAACAAGAAUUGAAUGUGGUGGUGCAUAGACGCCAUGAUAUAUCGGUGGUA
Sitophilus oryzae (rice weevil) is the source of this 1384-nucleotide messenger RNA. It is a transcript of the gene PIG-C, whose product is annotated as phosphatidylinositol N-acetylglucosaminyltransferase subunit C. The coding region runs from base 144 to 989 and encodes 281 amino acids. The record is from RefSeq and is a predicted model, not a curated record. The transcript is spliced from 2 exons. Gene Ontology annotation, cellular component: membrane; glycosylphosphatidylinositol-N-acetylglucosaminyltransferase (GPI-GnT) complex. Gene Ontology annotation, biological process: GPI anchor biosynthetic process. NCBI's taxonomy places the organism in Eukaryota, Metazoa, Arthropoda, Insecta, Coleoptera, Curculionidae.